This is a messenger RNA of Trachymyrmex cornetzi, 814 nucleotides long. It is a transcript of the gene snf, whose product is annotated as U1 small nuclear ribonucleoprotein A snf. Lineage: Eukaryota; Metazoa; Arthropoda; Insecta; Hymenoptera; Formicidae. The record is from RefSeq and is a predicted model, not a curated record. Gene Ontology annotation, molecular function: RNA binding. The transcript is spliced from 2 exons. The coding region runs from base 29 to 724 and encodes 231 amino acids.
AAGUAUUUAAUAUCGACUUUUGGUCAAAAUGGAUAUUCGUCCAAAUAAUACAAUUUACAUCAAUAAUUUAAAUGAAAAGAUUAAGAAGGAAGAAUUAAAGAAAUCAUUGUAUGCUAUUUUCUCUCAAUUUGGUCAAAUUUUGGAUAUCGUAGCUUUAAAAACAUUAAAGAUGCGUGGACAGGCGUUUGUUAUUUUCAAAGAAAUAGCAAGUGCUACAAACGCCUUAAGAUCAAUGCAAGGUUUCCCAUUCUAUGACAAACCAAUGAGAAUACAAUAUGCUAAAACUGACAGCGAUAUAAUUGCUAAAAUGAAAGGCACCUUUGCAGAACGUCCAAAGAAACCAAAGCGAGUUAUUCCAGUAGCAGACGAAGAAGCCAAACGUGCCAAGAAACGUGCAAAAGAGCAAGCAAAACAUUCACAACAAAUUGGUUAUCAUGCUAGUAUACCCCAACAUUCAGGACUUGUUAAUGCCGCUGUUCCUGAACAGCCACCUAAUCAAAUAUUGUUCUUAACAAAUCUGCCUGAUGAGACAAGUGAAAUGAUGUUAUCAAUGCUGUUUAAUCAAUUUCCGGGCUUCAAAGAAGUACGCUUAGUACCUAAUCGGCAUGAUAUUGCAUUUGUUGAAUUUGAAAAUGAAGUUCAGUCUGGUGCGGCAAAAGAUGCUCUUCAAGGUUUUAAAAUUACACCUUCCCAUGCAAUGAAAAUAUCAUUUGCAAAAAAAUAGCUUUAUAAUAUUUUGUAUUAUCCAUACUAUAAUAAAAUAGAAGUAAGACGUAAGUUGAAUUGCAUUUGUAUAAAGAUAAAUGUAUUUCUU